UGUUGAUUAUUUUUGACGGGUGCUGCAACGACGUGCAAAGUUUUUCUAGAAUUAAUUUUAAUUUUAAAAAUUUGAAAUUGAACUAAGAAAAAAGUACUAUGGCCCCCAAACAAAGAAUGCGUCUUGCAAACGAAAAAGCUAGUAAAAACGUUGUAAAUAGAGGAAAUGUACCAAAAUCAUCUAGGCCGCAAGAUGAAAACUAUCCUGUUGGACCGUGGCUUUUAGCUCUAUUUAUUUUUGUUGUAUGUGGGUCUGCUGUUUUCCAAAUUAUCCAGUCCAUUCGAAUGGCAUAAACAUGGGCACAAUACUAAUAUUUAAGUGGUAUCUAAGUAAUGUAAAGUAAAAGAUAUUUUCUUGUUUUCUCAAUAAUUCAUUGUUAUUCUUAUAAUUUACUUCUGUUUUCCAUAAUAUAUUAUGUUAGAUAUU
Messenger RNA from Agrilus planipennis (emerald ash borer), 426 nucleotides. RefSeq names its product stress-associated endoplasmic reticulum protein 2. The record is from RefSeq and is a predicted model, not a curated record. The transcript is spliced from 2 exons. Lineage: Eukaryota; Metazoa; Arthropoda; Insecta; Coleoptera; Buprestidae. Gene Ontology annotation, biological process: endoplasmic reticulum unfolded protein response. The coding region runs from base 99 to 293 and encodes 64 amino acids. Gene Ontology annotation, cellular component: endoplasmic reticulum.